AUGAGCAAUGGAAGCACUACUGUUCUGUCUCUCUCUUCAUCAGACACUGUAUCAACACUGAGACAGCAAAUUGCUGAAUUCCUGGAGGCUGAUAUUGAUAGCUUUUCAAUGACCAGUGGGUAUCCUCGUACAGACCUCACGCCUGAGCUUGACGAUACUUCCCUCAGUGACCAUGGGCUAGCACCUUCUGGUGUAGUCAUAGUAAAAUUUAACAACAAAGGUGGUUCCUUGUUUUCACCAAGUGGCGAUGGAGGAGUGUUAGCAACAGUCUGGGGUCUGUUUGCUGCCAUUAUACAGUUUAUUGUAAUGAUAUUUAAAUACAUUAAGGACAGUAUAUUUGGUAGUGGGUCUGGAUCAACAUCUCAACAAUCUUCACAAAGAAGUUCCAUCAAUCGUGGCAGUAACCAACGUUUCAGGAAGUUCAAUCAAGAUGAUUUCAAAGAUGAUGACGAUGAGAAAAGGAAAGAAACGUACAAUGGAAACUCAACGCAACAGCUGUAGCACACGCACUGUUACCCUGCCAGAUAACAUUAUGGACUAUAUGCAUGCUUGUUAACUUGUGAUAUAGCGUGUAAUUAUUUUGUUAAAAUAACUUGAUUCACACACAAGUUCUAAAGUUUAAAAUGGACUCUUUUCUUCUUAA
This is a messenger RNA of Amphimedon queenslandica, 643 nucleotides long. RefSeq lists its product as uncharacterized. Bases 1 to 501 code for a protein of 166 amino acids. The record is from RefSeq and is a predicted model, not a curated record. Gene Ontology annotation, cellular component: endoplasmic reticulum. Gene Ontology annotation, biological process: ERAD pathway. NCBI's taxonomy places the organism in Eukaryota, Metazoa, Porifera, Demospongiae, Haplosclerida, Niphatidae. The transcript is spliced from 4 exons. Gene Ontology annotation, molecular function: protein binding.